CAGACUACAUACUUUCCUCUCAUUUUGCCAUGCUCGACAUGGCCACGUCCUCAGCGCCGAGUUUGGGUGGUCGGGUGGUGCCCAAGAAGAAAAAGAAGCCGCCAUCGUCGGCCGAUGUCCAGCGAAAGGCGGCGCUGUACAACUUGGGCUCGCACCAGAGUUUUCCGAGCACUCGAAAACCCAAACAUCGACAUCGGCUAGCUCUGCAGCAACUUCUUCGCGAGGACCAGUCUUCGUCAGCCGCGACUGGCGAACCAACGGCACAGUGCCAGAUGGGCCGCCCCGAGGCGGCGCAAGUGGGGUUCAUUCGCGAUUUGCAAACUACGGUACCCGAGAUACCCCGAUCGAAGGCACGCCGAAACGCUCGUGGAACCACCGCCGAGUGGAAACUCGGCCGAAGCAACUCGACGUCCAGCUAUAAACUCAGUGCCAGUGGCAUCGACGGGAUGCUGGAACCCACAGACGCUGCGAGGGAAGUGUUGGCGGUGACGUGCCCCACCUCUGAAUUCAGCAACCUCCUCGUCGCAUACCCCCCAGCGGCCGUCGCAAGCGUGGCCAAGGCAUUGGCCGAUCCAGCGCAAAACUGGGUCAAACCUUGCAUCAGUCGUCCUGGACAGUCGGCCCAUAACAGCGACACCCCCGGCGGGUGGCAAAACACAACAAAGCCCGGUGAACAACCAGUCGACAACAACCAUGCCAAAGCUGAGCCAUGGGCCCCCCCUACUUUUCCCCAUCGAAUUAUUACCACCUCCCCUGGGCCCCAUAAAAAUCCCCCCUCGAAUUUGAAUCCCACCCCCCUGCGACGAGACAACAAAGCAGGGGGAGGGGUCCCCACUUACACCUUGCCCACACACACCGUGGAUACGUUUCUACGACAAGCUCAAAAAGCAGAGCGCAGCUACAAUGCACUGACUGCUCGCGUGAAUGCCCACAAGAACCCAGCGCUCAUGUACUCGCUUCCCGUUGCCACGCCGUCACGGAGCUGCCGACUUGGGCUGGAAACCCUCGCCUCGGAUCUGACGGCGGAUUCUCGACGGUCUUCUCGACCCAAAUCCGCUGUGCAUCUAAUUAAAAAUGUCCUCAAAGUAGCUGGAGCCAAAAUUCGGCCCAAGACAGCACGAAUGUCAUAUUUGAAAACAGCAACCGUGUAUUGUGUCGACACUCCAGAUACUAACACGAUGGAGGAAUAUGCGUUGAAGAUUCAAGCUGAAAAGGAUCGACGGAAGAAUGUUGUGAACCGAAAGCAAGCGAUGCAUCGCAUCGUUCGGUACAACUCGAUUGCCGAGCGGUCGGUCGAGUACAUUUUUAACUGUCUAAAGCGCCAAGCGAUGGACAACGUGCCACUUCACUUGCAAGCAAAAUAUGACGCGUUAGAGUUGGACGACUACAUGAAGAUGGUCAACACUGAAGAGGACGAGCACCCGUAUUUAAAGUCCAAUCCUACCGACCCGAGCUACGACGUAGGAUGGGACAGCCUUACGUUGGGCUUGCUUUGGGUACUUUACUACAGUAUAUUCGUCACAAAUAUAUUGUUCGUAUUCAAGUUGCGUGAAUAAUUACAUAUAUAUAUAUUUAUGUUUUGGUAGGUGGAUCGCGCGCAGUUUACGAAAGCAAUGCAAUGUUUAAAGAUGACCCCCGUCGAUGUGAACGUGCUAUUUAGUGUGUUUGAUUUCGAACUGGAACACAAAAUCGAGGUUGGCCAAGUGUGCCGAGAGAUUCGAACGCUUCAGAUGGCGAAACAUAAAAAGCACUUUCCAGACCUCAUGCUCGGGGGCAACCGCACCACGUUGCGCGAGCCGUGACCUGUCUAUAAAACUAUAUAUAAAACCUAUGCACCAUGA
Messenger RNA from Aphanomyces astaci, 1841 nucleotides. RefSeq lists its product as hypothetical. The transcript is spliced from 12 exons. NCBI's taxonomy places the organism in Eukaryota, Oomycota, Saprolegniomycetes, Saprolegniales, Verrucalvaceae. The coding region runs from base 30 to 1556 and encodes 508 amino acids. The record is from RefSeq and is a predicted model, not a curated record.